GUUUCUCUGACAGUAUUGUAGUUAGACAGCAUUGAUCCAGUACAAUGGGGAAGAUUAUCUUCUAUGAGGACAGGAACUUUCAGGGCCGUUCCUAUGAGUGCAGCACCGACUGUGCUGACCUGCACUCCCAUUUCAGUCGCUGCAACUCCAUUCAGGUAGAGAGCGGGUGCUGGAUGGUGUAUGAGCGGCCAAACUUUACGGGAUAUCAGUACUUCCUCCGCAGGGGGGAGUACCCUGAUUACCAGAGGUGGAUGGGUUUCAAUGACUGUGUCAGAUCCUGCCGUAUGAUACCCCAACAUCAGGGAUCUCACAGAAUGAGGAUCUAUGAGCAUUCUGACUUUGGUGGUCAAAUGAUGGAGUUUACUGAAGACUGUCCAUCCCUCUAUGACCGCUUCCACUACAACGACAUCCAGUCCUGCAAUGUGCUCGAUGGAUACUGGCUUUUCUAUGAGCAUCCCAAUUACAGAGGCAGACAGUACCUGCUGAGACCUGGCGAGUACAGGAGAUACAGCGACUGGGGUGCUAUGAGCCCAAGGAUUGGUUCCAUCAGGCGCAUUGCCUAUUGAACCUCAGUAUGCUAAAAGUUUAACAUACUGAAUGUUGUUAAGUUGAUAAAAUAAAAUUCAGCUGAGCUCA
Messenger RNA from Astyanax mexicanus (Mexican tetra), 636 nucleotides. RefSeq names its product gamma-crystallin M2. The transcript is spliced from 3 exons. Bases 45 to 566 code for a protein of 173 amino acids. Gene Ontology annotation, molecular function: structural constituent of eye lens. Gene Ontology annotation, biological process: visual perception; lens development in camera-type eye. NCBI's taxonomy places the organism in Eukaryota, Metazoa, Chordata, Actinopteri, Characiformes, Acestrorhamphidae. The record is from RefSeq and is a predicted model, not a curated record.